AGAGGCCUGGGUGCAGGCUGGGGUAGGGGCCGGGGGUGCAGGCGGGGUGCGCGGGGAGGCCCGCCCUUCGGGGAUGUGUCUGUCCCCCGGCGGGGGCGGAGCUGCAGACACCCGCCUUUUGGAACGCGAGCCCGGGAGGGGGCGCGCCUGGCGGGCGCGCGCGGGGCGGAGCGGAGCGGGCGGUGGAGAUGCGGGGCACGAGCUGCGUGGGCGGCGGGGGCGAGAGCCCCGGCGGCUCGGGCCUGAGCGAAGGCCCGCGGGGCCGCUGGCUGCGUCUGGCCCCGGUCUGCGCCUACUUCCUCUGCGUCUCGCUGGCCGCCGUGCUGCUCGCCGUCUACUACGGUCUCAUCUGGGUCCCCACGCGGGCCCACGCGGCCCCCGCCGGGCUGCCGCCCAGCGCCCCGGCCCCUCCGUGUGCCGCGCGCCCGGGCGCGCCGCCCGCCCCGGCACCCGCCGCCGCCUCGGUGUCCUGCCUCCUGGGAGCCCCCGGCGGGCCGAGACCCCAGCUCGAGCUGCCGCGGAGCCGCCGGCACAGCGACCCCAGCCGCCGCCAGCCGCCAGGGGAGACGCCGCAGGCCGCGGAUGGACCAGGACCCGGGUGACCCUCCCUCCCAGCCCUGCCCGGACCGCAGGCGCAGCGUCCGUCCGUCAUCCUUAAGAAUGGGGCCGGAAGGGAGAUGCUGGGGGUCCUCUCUUCCCCACAGGCUCCUGAGCGCAGAACCGGCCGCCCACCGCCCUCCUCCUGAGCCUCUUGUCCAUCUGUAAUAAACCGCGGCCCCAGCUGC
Messenger RNA from Ochotona princeps (American pika), 785 nucleotides. It is a transcript of the gene INAFM1, whose product is annotated as InaF motif containing 1. The transcript has a single exon. Lineage: Eukaryota; Metazoa; Chordata; Mammalia; Lagomorpha; Ochotonidae. Bases 189 to 602 code for a protein of 137 amino acids. The record is from RefSeq and is a predicted model, not a curated record.